ACUCGGUACAAAGAAGCAAAUCCAGGGAGACAAAACCCUAGGGGCGCCUCAAUCUCCCAAACGGCGACCCGCGGCGGUGGGAGCUAUGAAGAAGACACCAACGCAGCCACCGCCGCCGCCAACGCUACCGCGACCACUCUAUAAACAGAUGUCGUGGUCGCCAGACAUGGAGCGCGACGAGGCGUGGUUGAGGCGGAAGGGAAACCAUAAGAAGGGACUGAAACGAAGCGUGAGCCUUACCGACGACGAUAUGGAGGAGCUCAAGGGGUGCAUCGAUCUCGGAUUCGGUUUUGCCUCUGAGUCGCCCGAUUUAGAUCCGAAAUUAUCCGAUACUUUGCCCGCUCUGGAGUUUUACUGCGCCGUGAAUCGUCACUACAGCGGUAGAUUGUCGCGAUCUUCGUCUGGCUCUUCAAUUGGCUGCGACAGUGACUCCAGCAGCAGCACCAGCACAAUAUUCGAUCGUGUUGCAGGGGAUGAUCCGAAGGUGGUGAAAACCAGGCUGAGGCAGUGGGCGCAGGCGGUUGCUUGCUCGGUGCGGCAGUUCUCCGGAGGUCCAAAUUGAUUUCCGGUGAUGCUAAUGGCGUUGUUUUGUAUAAAAUCCACAGUUUGCACCUGAUUAUUUACUUUUAUUUAGUUUGUAACCAAUUUACAGCUCUGUAAUAUAAUUUUCCUUGAUUC
Rubroshorea leprosula is the source of this 678-nucleotide messenger RNA. Lineage: Eukaryota; Viridiplantae; Streptophyta; Magnoliopsida; Malvales; Dipterocarpaceae. The record is from the annotation of a GenBank genome assembly.